This is a messenger RNA of Knipowitschia caucasica, 435 nucleotides long. Lineage: Eukaryota; Metazoa; Chordata; Actinopteri; Gobiiformes; Gobiidae. The record is from the annotation of a GenBank genome assembly.
AUGCUCAGUCUGUAUGACCGCAGUCUGUAUGACUACAGUCUGUAUGACUGCAGUCUGUAUGACUACAGUCUGUAUGACCGCAGUCUGUAUGACCGCAGUCUGUAUGACCGCAGUCUGUAUGACUACAGUCUGUAUGACUGCAGUCUGUAUGACUGCAGUCUGUAUGACCGCAGUCUGUAUGACUGCAGUCUGUAUGACCGCAGUCUGUAUGACCGCAGUCUGUAUGACCGCAGUCUGUAUGACUGCAGUCUGUAUGACUGCAGUCUGUAUGACUGCAGUCUGUAUGACCGCAGUCUGUAUGACCGCAGUCUGUAUGACCGCAGUCUGUAUGACCGCAGUCUGUAUGACCGCAGUCUGUAUGACCGCAGUCUGUAUGACCGCAGUCUGUAUGACCGCAGUCUGUAUGACCGCAGUCUGUAUGACCAGUCUGUAUGA